AUGAAGCUGUCUCUACCUUUCGUUGCGCUCUGCGCAGCACCAGUCGUUGUUGGUCUUGUUCUCCCAGACGGCGCCUUCGAGAUCAAGAAGCAUGAGCCUAAGGACCACCAUCACCAUGAUCCCGACCUGGUCAAGCACCAUCACAAGCACCACGAUCAUAAGCACAAGCAUCUUCAUCCCCAUGAGCAUAUCCACGUCACCAAGCACAAGCAUCCCGAAAAGCCUUGUCCUUUUCUCACUGAGGAGAAGACUUGCAAGCUCUUUCACUAUGCCACCAAGGAUGUCGAGGAGCUCAUUCAUGCUGUGCAGACCUAUGACUGUGGCAAUGAGGAGAAGUGUUGGCAUGUGGGUUGCUCUCUUGGACCCCGAAACUCUGACAUGACUAACACUGGACGAAAGAAAAUUGUUUACAAGAUCUACAGCCUUGAGUAUGGGCUGGAUGCCUUUGACAAGUACGUGGACAGCACCACUCUUAAGAAGUGUCUCACCUGUGGAAACGACUCUCCUGUCGUUGGCUGCUUCCUUCACUAUGCCGAUGCUCUGAUCCGCCUCCUGAAGCUCCUACGGCACCAGACCAAGACUCUUGAUGGGGAGGUUGAACGACCUGUCCUCACUGCCAUCAACAGUCUUCGUGUUUCCAACUAUGCCUUGGUCUAUGAGAUUGCCCGCCGUAUUGAGUGCAAGAAGAGCCUCAAGAUCAUCAUGUCAAAGCAGGGAGCCAACGAUGGCACCACCAAGGGUAGUAUCCAGGCGGCAUUCUCGAAGUUCCCCUACACUCCCCUGAUCACAGGCGAGAACUUUGAGGACGGAGUCGCGCUAGACAAGGCCGAUGGUAAGGGGGACUCGGAGGGUGAUGGAGAGAAGAAGCACAAGAAGGUGCACAAGCACUACCACAACCAUCACCACGGACACAAGCAUGGGCACAAGCACGGCCACGGACAUGGCCAUCUCCACCAACACGGACACAAACACGGACAUAAGCACGGGCACAAGCACGAGAAUGAGCAUCACUACGAGCACAAGCACGAAGAAAAGGAUCCCCACGAUCAUUACGAUGAGGUUCGUGCCAACGAUGCAGGUCCUAGACUUAUGGCAAGGCCCAUCACUAACAGUGAGUCUAGUAACUAUGAGAGACAUAACAAGCUCGAGCGCCGCCGGGGAUACGAAUAUUGUUGUGUUGAGUAG
Messenger RNA from Fusarium subglutinans, 1185 nucleotides. RefSeq lists its product as uncharacterized. Lineage: Eukaryota; Fungi; Ascomycota; Sordariomycetes; Hypocreales; Nectriaceae. The coding region runs from base 1 to 1185 and encodes 394 amino acids. The record is from RefSeq and is a predicted model, not a curated record. The transcript is spliced from 4 exons.